UAGGCUGAGUGCAGGUAUUGAAUGCACGAGGAGACGAUAUUGAAGUCGUCCUGUUAUUAAUUAUUGAAUUAGUGAUUAAGCAACAAUGUCUUCGGUUCAGCAUCUGAGAGAGUUUGUCAACGAGCGGCUAACUGCUGCUGCUGAAGAAAUAUUCACAGUUUUUAAAAAGACGAUCGUGGAGUUUGAGGAAGAGAUCAACCGUCAGCGCAAACUGCUGGAUGUCGUUUGGAAACCCGAAAUUAAAUUGCACAGGAUAGAGCUCCCACAGCAACAUGUCUGUAAGGAGGAAGAGGAGGAGGUUGUGGCUGAGCAGCAGCUCUGUAACCCGGACAGGAACUCCAGUCCAGACCAAGAGGACCCAGAACCUCCACAGAUGAAAGAGGAACAGGAGGAAGUCUGCAGCAGUCAGGAGGGAGAGCAGCUUGUACUGAAGCAGGAGACCGAUACCUUCAUGUUGACUCCUACUUGUGAGGAAAGUGACCACCAGCUCAUGUCCCACACCUGUCAUGGAGCUGAGAGCCAAGAUCAGAAAGGAGGCAGCCAUGAAGAUUCAGGAUCAGCUAGAAACGCAGAGCCAAAAGCAAAGAAAAGAAAUCACAAAAGUGAACAUGGUGGUAACAAUAUACACAACCCUAACUUGUCAGAGAUUGACAGUGAUACUCAGAGAGUUGAAAAGUGUUUCAAGUGUGACACAUGUGGGAAAGCUUUUAAAUAUAAGUCCCAAUUUGAUGUACAUUUGAGAAGUCACACAGGUGAGAAGCCGCGUGUGUGUAACACCUGUGGGAAAAGAUUCUCUUCGACAUCGGCAUUGAAUGCUCAUAUAAAAAUCCAUAUAGGUGAGAAACCAUAUUUGUGUAACACCUGUGGGAAAAGAUUCUCUUCGACAUCGGCAUUGAAUGCUCAUAUAAAAAUCCAUACGAGUGAGCAACCAUAUUCGUGUAACACCUGUGGGAAAAGAUUCAAUUAUAUGUCAGCGUUGAAUGCUCAUACAAGAAUGCACACAGGUGAGAAACCAUAUUUGUGCAACACCUGUGGAAAAAGAUUCACUCACAUGACAACAUUGAUCUGUCACAGUAGAAUCCAUACAGGUGAGAAACCAUAUUCGUGUACCACGUGUGGGAAAAGAUUCAGUCAGCUGUCAGCAUUGAACACUCAUGCAAGAAUCCACACAGGUGAGAAGCCAUAUUUGUGUGACACCUGUGGGAAAAGAUUCAGUCACUUGGCAGCAUUGAUCUGUCACAGAAGAAUCCACACAGGUGAGAGGCCAUAUCCAUGUACCACCUGUGGGAAAAGAUUCAUUCAGAUAUCAGCCUUGAACAAUCAUGCAAAGAUCCACACAGCUGAGCCAUAUUCAUGCAACACCUGCAGGAAAAGAUUUACUGAAAAGUCUGAAUUAGAAAUACAUAUGAGAACACACACAGAUGAAAAGUCGUACCUUUGCAAGACCUGCAGUAAAAGAUUCUCUAAGAUGUCAGCCCUGAAACAGCACACAAGAAUCCACACAGGUAGAAAAUAAUCAGAAAACAUCGGAGGGUUAUGAGACUUAAUGGUGCUGUGGUAGUCCACAUGAGAAGAGGCCACACUGGAGAGAACCUUUGGCUUUGCAAGACCUGUGUGAAAAGACUGUUUGAUGUGUGUCAUUUGGCAAAGUACAUAAGGUCACAUACAGGCAUGCAGCCUUGUAUUUGCAAACUAUGUGUGUGAGACAAUUCAUUUCUCCUGGUUCGUUGUCAAAACACAGAAAACCUCAGAGACGUGAGGAGCCUCAUAAUUGCAGCAGUUACUGGAAAAGUUGGACUCAAAUCUCAUACUUAUAUUCAUAUACACAGGAGACACCAGAGCUGAAACUCGUGUGGAGACGUGUUCACCAAAUACAGUCUUGCAAUAGCUACUUCUCUGUAAUUGACAGUAAAAUGUUUUCCAUAAAGCUGAGAUGUCAAUAUCUUCAUGUAAAGUUUCCCCUCAUAAUGUAUGACAUAUUUCUGUUAGCAACAGUUUUUCUGUGAAACAAUGAGACUCUCCCAAAUGGAGAAAAAAUGUUAGUUUCACAGUGAAAUUAGUGGCUGAUAAAGUGAUGCUGUAAUCUUGAUUGUUGGAUCUGCCAAAUGUUGACUUAUGAAGUCACGUACCUGCAAAGUAUUCAGAAGAGGUUUCAGUUCAGUAAGACGCAUAAAUUCACAGUGUGGCCAUAUGUUUGUCUUUGUAUUUUCAUACAUUACACUAUGUUUGAGCAAGAGCAUUUCUGAGAAUGAUCACAGUCCUCCUUUAUCCUGGGAAUCUUUGUUUGACAGUGAGUGCACAGUGGUGGCUGUCGAACUGAUGGUGUCAUGUGGAUGACCGAUUGUUGUUUGGAUAAGAACA
This is a messenger RNA of Chelmon rostratus (copperband butterflyfish), 2361 nucleotides long. Its product is annotated as zinc finger protein 664-like. Gene Ontology annotation, molecular function: RNA polymerase II cis-regulatory region sequence-specific DNA binding; DNA-binding transcription factor activity, RNA polymerase II-specific. NCBI's taxonomy places the organism in Eukaryota, Metazoa, Chordata, Actinopteri, Chaetodontiformes, Chaetodontidae. The record is from RefSeq and is a predicted model, not a curated record. The transcript is spliced from 2 exons. Gene Ontology annotation, biological process: regulation of transcription by RNA polymerase II. The coding region runs from base 86 to 1516 and encodes 476 amino acids.